AUGGACACCCUUGUCCAUGUCGAGGACGACAAGGAAAAUGUGCACAACUGUAACAGCUCUCCUGCCCUCCCCAAGACUCUGAAGCGGGAAGCUCUCAACAUCUCAUCGAAACUCAAGGAUGUAGCUGACUGUAGGAGCCCAGCACCAAAGUCUCGACCGUCUGUGCUGGCUCUUUGUGAGAUGUCACCCAUGUCCAAAAGCCCGCUCUCCAUUCGGAGCCCUCUGCACGCACAAACUCGGAGUCCGUUGCACAAGCCGAGGAUGUCCGUCCUGGCCCUGGCAGAGAUGAGCCCCAUGGGUGAGAGUCCUUCGCUAGAGGACAAUGCUGCAGAAGCCAAAAGCUGUGCCGGACAGCAGGCAUUGUUUGCCGAAGUUAUGCAGGAAAUUGCUAACGACUUGAAGGACAAGGAGCUUGCAGGUUCCAAACCAGAAGAAGAAAACAAGAAAGGAGACGAAGGCAUUAUCACAAAGCAGGGAGACGUCUCGGUUAAGGAAGCAAACAAAGAGAAAGAAACAGCAACAGAUGCGAAGGAGAAAGAAACAGCAACAGAUGCGAAGGAGAAGGGUCCGACUUACAGAGGGCGGGAGAGCAUCUUGUGGUUUCAGGACCUCGAGAAGGGGCAGACACGUGAGAGCUGUCUAGCAAACAUUGAUCUAACCACCCUGGAAGAGGGGCCAGUGCUCAACCAAGAGGUUGAAACGAAUCAGAUGUCGUCUUGCGAGCCUGCAGUAGAGACGACGAGCAGCAGAACAAUCAUCCAAGUGACCAAGGCGAUGUCGAUCGAGGUGGCAGAAGAUGCGCUGGGAAGGAGCGAGCAGAGAAGCAAACUGCAUGUCCUGUACAAGGAUUCACUCAUUACUAAGGAUCAAUAUGACAAUGCGAUCAACGCUUUCCGACACUAUGAAGGAGAGAUUCAAGGACAGGAGCAGCCACGAACCUCUGUUGGCCUCCAGCAAGGCUACUCGUCGCCUGCCCGCGACUCGUCGAAGACCGGCGGCCCUCCUGCCUCUCCGAGAGGCAAACGACGCAGAGGCCUCGAGGAGGUAGAGAAUGAAAAGCUGAUUGUAGAGGGAAAGAAGGGCAAGGGGAAGUCCCAAGGCGGCAGGGCCAUCAAACAUGAGCUUGCUGGAUCAGCAGCAGGUUGCCGUCGGGAUCUCUCAACGUGA
Messenger RNA from Guillardia theta CCMP2712, 1167 nucleotides. RefSeq lists its product as hypothetical. NCBI's taxonomy places the organism in Eukaryota, Cryptophyceae, Pyrenomonadales, Geminigeraceae. The transcript is spliced from 7 exons. The coding region runs from base 1 to 1167 and encodes 388 amino acids. The record is from RefSeq and is a predicted model, not a curated record.